UUGGAGAGGAAGUCACCCUUUAAGCAUUCCCCCUCAUGUAAAUAUUCUAUAGAUAUUAUAGAUAAGUAGGAAGUGUAUUAUGGAAGAGGAUGAAUAUAAAAGGAAGAAAUGAGAGAAUAAAGUGUUGUCAAGACGUGAUGAGAGGUAGUUAAUGUAUGACAGACGCAUGUUUCUUGUUGACCUGUUGGUUUGCGUUGCCGUUGAUCUUGACCUUUCCAAAGUGGCUGCUGGCUUGUGCUAAUAAAACCAGGGCAGAAAUGAUGUCACAGAGACUCUAAAUAUGGCUGCCUGGUGCCUGUUACUGUUUGCUUGUAGCAGAAAACAUGUUUCAGAAUGUGUUUUUUCUGUAGUGUUCUGUGUUUGGUUCCACAGUUAAGAUUUUGCUGUAGUUACAUUGGUGCUUUUAACCUGCUUAGUGGCAUUUAUCUGGUUAUCCACUUGGCUAGUUAGCUGUUACUUUUAGUGGUUACACUGUGUUGUCAGAGUUCAGCACAGUAGUGUGUAAGCCAGAGCUCCUUCAAGACGUAAAGCAGAGGGUGUGGAAAUCCUCUCAAUUCUUUUCUUCAACAUGUCAUACGUCUACCAGUGGCUGGAUGUUCCGUGGGGAGAUGGAGACAUGGGGUCGUGGGCAGAUCGAUCCCCGCUCCAUGAAGCAGCUUCUCAGGGUCGUCUUCUUGCGCUGCGCACUCUGUUAGCACAGGGCUAUCACGCCAACAUCGUCACCAUUGAUCAUGUGACCCCUCUGCAUGAAGCUUGUCUGUCUGGACAUGUCGCCUGUGUCAGAGCACUGAUAAAUGCUGGAGCUAAUGUGAAUGCCACUACUAUAGACGGUGUCACUCCUCUGUAUAACUGUUGUGCCUCUGGAAGCGCUGGGUGUUUGGAGCUGCUGCUGCAGAAUGGAGCACAGACACAAACAACACACACACACUUUCCCUCAGCACUGCAUGAAGCCUGCAAGAGAGGUAACAGUGAAUGUGUGGAGUCACUUCUGUCUCAAGGAGCUGAUCCAGACAAUGAGUUAUCACAUCUGGGUUCACCUCUGUACAUGAGCUGUCUUCACAAACACACAGCCUGCUCCAAGAUCCUUCUGCACACAGGAGCCAAUGCUAACAUGGGCAGAGGAGCUGACAGACCUCUACAUGCAGCUGCCAGACAGGACAGUGCUGAACAGGUUUCACUGUUACUGGACUAUGGAGCAGAUGUCAAUGUCAGAGAUGGCAACAACCAGCGACCUGUGGAGCUGGCGCCACCUGGUGGUAAAACACAUCAACUGCUGCUGGCAUAUGACGUGUCUCCGAGGAGUCUCUGCCAGUUGUGUCGUUUCCAGAUCAGGAAUCUGAUUGGUCGAUCAAGGCUGAGGUUUCUCCCACUACUUCCUCUCCCGUCCCUGCUCACUCAAUACCUGGAGCACACGUAGGCAUGAAGGCAGCACGGAAGACAAAAGCAACAGAUUAAGAUGCCAUUUCCUUAACUUUUUAAUGUUCAGCCUGCCAAAUUAAAUCUUAACUUUAUUUAUGUACAUGUUAUCGUAUCACAGGUCAUUACAUCACAUAUCAGUAAGGAUACGACUCAUAUGACAUACAGAGAAUUUAAUACAACAUAACAUCAAAUUGACCUGUUUGUCUGAUAGUGAAUCUCCUCUCCUUCAUCAUUUUGGAAAUACUUAUAUGUACAUACCAUACUGACAUAUCUAUGUAAAUAUUAAUAAAUGAUAUAUAAUAUGAA
This is a messenger RNA of Sphaeramia orbicularis (orbiculate cardinalfish), 1725 nucleotides long. Its product is annotated as ankyrin repeat and SOCS box protein 5-like. The record is from RefSeq and is a predicted model, not a curated record. The transcript is spliced from 7 exons. Gene Ontology annotation, molecular function: protein binding. The coding region runs from base 569 to 1417 and encodes 282 amino acids. NCBI's taxonomy places the organism in Eukaryota, Metazoa, Chordata, Actinopteri, Kurtiformes, Apogonidae. Gene Ontology annotation, biological process: intracellular signal transduction; protein ubiquitination; positive regulation of protein catabolic process.